Messenger RNA from Conger conger (European conger), 1215 nucleotides. RefSeq names its product gap junction alpha-8 protein-like. Gene Ontology annotation, biological process: cell communication. Gene Ontology annotation, cellular component: connexin complex. The transcript has a single exon. The record is from RefSeq and is a predicted model, not a curated record. Bases 1 to 1215 code for a protein of 404 amino acids. Lineage: Eukaryota; Metazoa; Chordata; Actinopteri; Anguilliformes; Congridae.
AUGGGUGACUGGAGCUUUUUGGGAAACAUUUUAGAGGAAGUAAACGAGCACUCAACCGUGAUUGGCAGGGUGUGGUUGACCGUGCUCUUCAUCUUCAGGAUCCUGAUCCUGGGCACAGCUGCUGAGUUUGUCUGGGGGGAUGAACAGUCGGAUUAUGUUUGCAACACCCAGCAGCCGGGUUGCGAGAAUGUCUGCUAUGACGAGGCUUUCCCCAUCUCCCACAUCAGGCUGUGGGUGCUCCAGAUCAUCUUCGUCUCCACGCCCUCGCUGGUGUAUGUGGGCCACGCCGUGCACCACGUCCACAUGGAGGAGAAGCGCAAGGAAAGGGAAGAGGCGGAAAUGAACCGCCAACAAGAGAUUAACGAGGAACGGCUGCCUCUGGCACCCGACCAGGGCAGCGUGAGGACCACCAAGGAGACCAGCACCAAGGGCAGCAAGAAGUUCCGCCUGGAGGGCACCUUGCUGAGGACAUACAUCUGCCACAUCAUCUUCAAGACCCUGUUCGAGGUGGGCUUUGUGGUGGGGCAGUACUUCCUUUAUGGCUUCCGCAUCCUGCCCCUGUACAAGUGCAGUCGCUGGCCGUGCCCCAACACCGUCGACUGCUUCGUCUCACGCCCCACCGAGAAGACCGUCUUCAUCAUCUUCAUGCUUGCUGUUGCCUGCGUCUCUCUCUUCCUCAACUUUGUGGAGAUCAGCCACCUUGGACUGAAAAAGAUCCACUUUGUUUUCCAGAAGCCUCCCCAGCAGCAAUCGGAGGGGGGGCUGGUCCCAGAGAAGAGCUUGACCUCCAUGGCUGUCUCCUCCAUCCAGAAGGCCAAGGGCUACAAACUGCUGGAGGAGGACAAGCCUGCUUCCCACUUCUUCCCCCUGACAGAGGUGGGGAUGGAGGCAGGCGGGCUGCCGAUACCUUUUGAGACUUUCGAGGAGAAGUCCUGUGUGGAUGAGGCAGGGUCCCCUGAUGAUAUCUCCAAGGUGUAUGAUGAGACCCUGCUCUCCUCUGUCCAGACCACUGAACAGGAUGAGGAGCAGGGGCAGGACACUGCUGAGGUGCUGCAAGAUCAGGAAGAGGAGGACGAAGAAGAGGAAGAGGAAGAGGGAGAGAAACCACCUGCUGAGGCUGAGGUGGAGGCAACUGAGAUAAUAGAAGACACUAGACCCCUAAGCAGCUUGAGUAAAGCUAGCAGCAGGGCCAGGUCAGAUGAUUUGACAGUAUGA